CCGCUAAUGAAGCGGCGAGAAACCGAGACCACAAAGGGACGGAAGCUUCAAUGAACGAUCUCGAAGAACAAGAGAACUGCAAGAGCGAACAGACAACGGACGUGUCGGAAGCAGUUAUGUCUGCGGCGGCGACCGACGGCGUUGCUGCGGCGGCGCUGCGAUCGGUGAUUCAGCGGGUGAAUCAGGCGGCCGAGCGAGCGGGUCGCGUGUCGGAUCGGAUUCGGGUCGUGGCGGUGAGCAAAACCAAACCCGUUUCUCUGAUUCACCAAGUUUACGAUGCCGGUCACAGGUGCUUCGGCGAGAACUACGUCCAAGAGCUCGUCGAGAAAGCUCCUCAGCUUCCUGAUGAUAUAGAGUGGCAUUUCAUUGGGAACUUACAGAGCAACAAAGUCAAGCCUUUGCUAACGGGGGUCCCUAACCUUGCAAUGGUGGAGACUGUAGAUGAUGAGAAGAUUGCAAGUCUCCUUGAUCGUGUGGUUGGGAAUAUCGGGAGAAAGCCCUUGAAAGUCUUGGUCCAAGUGAACACCAGUGGUGAAGAGUCUAAAUCGGGGGUUGAGCCUUCAGGAUGUGUUGGACUCGCGAAACAUGUAAAGGAGGCUUGUGCUAACCUCGAGUUCAGUGGCUUAAUGACAAUUGGGAUGCCAGAUUACACUUCAACACCCGAAAAUUUCAAGACAUUAGAGAAGUGCAGAAGCGAGGUGUGCAAGGACCUGGGAAUUCCAGAGGAUCAAUGCGAGCUAUCAAUGGGAAUGUCUGGUGACUUUGAGUUGGCCAUUGAAUUGGGAAGCACCAACGUGAGAAUAGGAUCGACCAUUUUCGGGGCAAGAGAGUACCCGAAGAAGAAAUGACGCCCCAUGCAACCAAGUUUGUGUGAGAGAUUUAUGAUUCUAUUCAAUCAAUAGGUUUGUCGUAUCAUAUCAUAGCAUAUGCAUGGUUGUUGUCAUGUUAACAUGAUGCAUGAUUAGAAGGAGAAUCAUACUUGUGAAGAAGAUUAAGGGGAUCUUUUUAGUGUUGUUGAUCCAUACACCACUUCUAGAUAUCCUUUUUUUGACA
Molecule: messenger RNA, 1053 nt
Organism: Tarenaya hassleriana
Lineage: Eukaryota; Viridiplantae; Streptophyta; Magnoliopsida; Brassicales; Cleomaceae
Product: proline synthase co-transcribed bacterial homolog protein
Exons: 7
Coding region: 51-848 (265 amino acids)
Cellular component (GO): intracellular anatomical structure
Molecular function (GO): pyridoxal phosphate binding
Source: RefSeq, a predicted model, not a curated record